This is a messenger RNA of Pogona vitticeps (central bearded dragon), 3121 nucleotides long. It is a transcript of the gene BNIP3L, whose product is annotated as BCL2 interacting protein 3 like. NCBI's taxonomy places the organism in Eukaryota, Metazoa, Chordata, Lepidosauria, Squamata, Agamidae. Gene Ontology annotation, biological process: mitochondrial outer membrane permeabilization; positive regulation of apoptotic process; defense response to virus. The record is from RefSeq and is a predicted model, not a curated record. Gene Ontology annotation, cellular component: endoplasmic reticulum; mitochondrial outer membrane; nucleus.
CCUCGGCCCCCGAAGAGCUCCGCGUCCGGCCGCCGCCGCCAUGUCCUCCCCUCCGGAGUCGCCUCACCACAACCAUAACAACAACCCGUCGCCCGAGGGGACGCCCGCCGAGCCCGGCCUCAACAGCUCCUGGGUAGAGCUGCAGAUGAAUGGUAACGGGAACGAUAAUGGCAAUGCAAAAAAUGGAGGCCUGGAACAUGUUCCUUCUUCAUCUUCCAUCCACAAUGGAGAUAUGGAGAAGAUACUUCUAGAUGCUCAGCAUGAGUCUGGCCAGAGCAGUUCAAGGGGUAGUUCUCACUGUGACAGCCCUUCUCCUCAAGAUGAUGGACAGAUAAUGUUUGAUGUGGAAAUGCACACAAGUAAAGACAAUAGUUCUCAGUCUGAAGAGGAAGCUUUGGAAGGAGAGAAGGAGGUGGACAUUUUGAAGAAAAGUGCUGACUGGGUAUCAGACUGGUCAAGUAGACCUGAAAACAUUCCUCCUAAGGAAUUUCAUUUCAGACAUCCAAAACGAGCAGUGUCUUUAAGUAUGAGGAAGAGUGGAGCGAUGAAGAAAGGUGGCAUUUUCUCAGCUGAGUUUCUUAAAGUAUUCAUUCCAUCUCUGUUCAUAUCUCAUGUUUUGGCUUUGGGACUGGGCAUCUAUAUUGGAAAACGACUGACUGCACCUUCAGCUAGCACCUACUGAAAGAAGCAUUGCACAACUCCUGGAAAUCCUUGUGAUCUGUGAAGGUGUUAAUGUCACACUAGUACAUUUGAACUUGAGACAAUUUUAUGCAUGACCCCCUUUCCAGCCUCCACCUUGUUUUUUACAUAUCCAGGUUCCAACAACUCUUGGAAUUCAGUAUUGGAACUCUGUGGAGGUGUCUCACUCUUCUCCCUUUCUCUAGCCUUCUUCCACAUCCUGCAAGACACAUCGGAGUUGCCUAACAGAGUUUACAGUUGCCUAUACGUUGCAAGGGCUUCUUUCAGUGCAAAAUGCCACCAGCAAAUUAUAAUUGUAUCAGUGAUGCUGUUGCCUCCUCUUUAUUACAAGAUAUAAUAUGUGCAGUGCUUAAUUGAACUGUUGACCAUAGCAAUCUCUUAUGUCUAAAAGAAACUGAGAACUAACUGAAGCUGGUUGUAGAACAAGCGAAGAGUCAUUGGCAAUUAUUGUUCUUUAAUUAGGACAAGUAAAUAAAUUCUAGAUGUAUUUCAGUUUUUUUGACUAACUUUUUCUUAGUUUUCAGGAGGUAAAAACGGCAUAAAAAUCAAGGCAGGAUAAAAUUUGAUUCAUGAGUAACGAAAUACUUUUAAUACUGAGUAACUGUCAUUACCUUGUCUUUUCUAUGAAGUAGUGAGUUUCUUUCUGAUAGAAAAACUUGUUGACCAUCUAUACAUUGUUUUGAAAAGCAGUUGCAUUAUUUGCAUGUGAAGAAGCUUCUAGUACUCUAGCACGUUAUUUAAUGAAAGUUUUCCUUUUAAAAGUAGCUUGACUUGAAGUGUUUUAGACCUGUUUUGACUUCAUGUGAAAGGACAUUCUACUUACUACAGACAGAACCACAUUGAAUUUACAAAGAGGUUGUUGUUUCAGCAGCUACGUGACAUUUCCUACCUGAAAACAGCCUUGCAGUUGUGUGAAACACAGUAUAUGAACCUCUGAACUGUCUUCUGUGGUUGAAUUUCAUUAAUCUCAUUUUCCAUGGUUUGUUACUGAACCUCUUCUGGCAAUACCUGAAAUGCUAAGGAUCUUAGUAAUACCUUGGUUUAGCUAGGUAGGCUUACUAAUGGGAACACUCAGCCUUGUUCUCCUUCAGAAUCAUUUUUUUCCAAGAUACGAAGCUUUGUUCCAAACUCUUUUCAACACAUGUGGAGUAGAUUUGUAUUGGAUUUUGGAAAACAGAAUAAUUCUGAAGGAUAACAUACUCUGAUAUGUGUAUAUAUAUAACAUGACAGACUUUAAUACUACAUAUUUAGGAAACGAUUAUUAAUUUUAAAAACUAGCAGAAAUCUAUCGAAAUAGACUUAUAGCAAAAGCACAAAAAUUAAGACUGGGGAAGCCUGUAAUAACAGGUACUCUGUUUUUGUGUUUGCAUCAGAGUUUCGGAAGUUACCAAAGGCUUUGUCCUGCAAGUAUAAAUUGAUCAUGCCAGUGAAAACAGGUGAAUGGUAUGAAGCAGGGAAGACAAGCUUGAAAUCCAUUCCUUAUGUACAUUGGUUUCAGUGUUUGACUCUGAGGCUUAAAAGGCAUUUCCCCCCUGAUUUCUACCUUCUGGGCCCUCCCCCCUUCAGUUUUGAAUGAUAGCACUUGUAUUGCUUGUAAUUAUAUAUUUAUUUUUCCCCUGUGUGCAUACUGGGGUCAUUUUGAGGUGAUUAAAAUACAAAGUGGGUUUUUUUUUUCUUUUAAAUAACCUCAAACAACAAGUCUGUGUGGGUGUAAAAAUCCAUUGAUACUUUCGACACAGAUUCUUGUACCUGAUUUUGUAAACAAUUGGAAUAUGGAAUAAUGUAUGAGGAAUUGGGACCAUGUUUGUUAAAAAUAAAAAUAAAGCUUAUCUCUUUUCCAAAUUUCAUGAUGAUUAAUCCACAGAAUGUUGUGUGGUAAACUACUACAUCUACAUGCUUGUGACUAACAUCUUCACUAAAUAGAAGCUUGAAAUAGUGUGAUUUUGUUUUGUUCUACAAUGAAAUGGAUCCAAUAGUUGUUAAAAUCUAAAAAAAGGGGUAUCAACUAUAAAGCUUUGUUUAGAUAAACCUUGUCAAAUAGCUUUAUACCUGUUUACAGUUUGGGGUGGAUAUACAAGCCUUGUUUUUCAGUGAUCAAUGAAAAACAGGACUUGAAAAAUUUGUAUAUAGAAUCAAGCAGAAGUGCAUAAACUCACACAUUUGAAGAAAAUGCAGCAGGCUGAACUGCAACUAACAAAAUUUUAAAAAUUGCUGUUUUGAAAACUGAAAAACUGUUGAAGAUCACAAUUUUUUAAAAGGAUACCUUGCUGAAAUUAUUGUAGUUAACUGAGCCAAAGUAAUUAUGCAUUCUUCAUAUUUAGUUAGCACUUUGUAACAUUAUAUACAGUUUACAGUACUUGUAUAAGUUGUAGCUAUAAACAUUUGGUGCCAUUAAAGCUGUCACAAGACUAAAUUUCUGCUA